CAAACUCACAAAACAGUUAACCACCACUUCAAUCCAAUUCUCUUCAUCCUUCAAUCCACAACAAUUCCACCGAAACACAACCGUAACAAGCAAACCUCCAUAACCACCGCCACACCUCACCAACAGAAUCCAUCAACGCGGAACGGAAGUGCGCGAAGAACGAAUCAGCAACUAGUGAUUCCUUUCUCGGAGCUGGAGAGGCUGAACCGGAUCGGAAGCGGUAGCGGAGGAACGGUUCACAAAGUAGUUCACAGAAUCAACGGCCGCGCUUACGCUUUGAAGGUGACUUACGGUCAUCACGAGGAAUCUGUCCGUCCUCACAUCGUUCAUAGAGACAUCAAACCAUCGAAUCCGUUGAUCAACUCGCGGAAACAGGGUAAGAUCGCUGACUUCGGUGUUGGUAGAAUUCUGAAUCAAACGAUGGAUCCGUGUAAUUCAUCGGUAGGAACGCUUGCUUGCAUGUCACCGGAGAGGGUAAACACCGAUAUCAACGACGGACAAUACGAUGCUUACGCCGGUGACAUAUGGAGUUUCGGUGUGAGUAUAUUGGAGUUUUACAGGGGAAGAUUUCCGUUUGCGGUUGGUAGACAAGGUGAUUGGGCAAGUUUGAUGUGUGCUAUUUGUAUGUCGCAACCACCGGAAGCUCCGCCAAGUGCUUCGCCGGAGUUUAGGGAUUUCGUUUCGCGGUGUUUGCAGAGAGAUCCGUCGAGGAGAUGGACUGCUUUGAGGUUGCUUUCGCAUCCUCUUCUUACUCGAACGGUUUCUCCACCGUUGGGCUAACAAGUCUUCCCCACCGUUGGGCUAACAAGUCACCAGGGCCCAUUCUGUUUCUGUGGAGUUUUUGUUUUUUUGUUUUUUUAGAUUCAAUUAGUUAUUAGGAUAUUAGCUUAUAAUAUUAGAGUAUUUAAAAAUUAAUUUUAGGAUUAUUAUGAUGAUUAGAAAUAAUUUUAGGAGUAGAAUAUAUUAAGAAAUACUGUUAGAAUGAGAAAUAAUUUUAGGAUUAGUCUAAAUAGAUUUUAGAAGUUAAUUAGAAAUUUUAGUUGCUAAUAGAAGUUAUUAGAAACAUUAAUUUUAGGAUUAAUUGUGAAAAUAUUAAAAAUUGAUUUUAGAGUUAGUUAAUUAGAUUAUUAGAAUUAAAAUAAUUUUUAGAAAUAAUAGUUUUAGAACUUUAGAGUUAAUUAAAAAAUGUUAAAAAAAUAUUAAAAAGAAAUAUUCGAAAUAGUUUUAGAAUUAAAAAUCUUAGAAAUUAGAAAGAAGAUAAUUGGAAAUAUUAAGGUGAGUUUAGGACUUAAUUGAUUUUAAUUAGGAUUUUCGUAAAAAGAAAUUUAAUUCAAUAUUAAUCAUAAUUGUGAAAUGACGAUUCUACCCCUAGGCUUAGAAAUAGUUCAAUCUUGUAUGCUCCCUUAGUUUUAGGACUAGUCUAUAUUUUAGAAUUAAUUUCCGUUUGAUUCACUUUUAUUUCAUGCACUCCCCUGUACUUUACAUGUACCCCCCCUCCCCUUUCUCAUGUACGCAUUUACUCGCUUUCUUUUAUUGCUUGAUUAGAUACUCCUUAGGCAUUAGGAACGCUCAUCCAUUCACAAUCGAUAAUCAAACCCUUGAUCCAACGUCAAGCGGUCUCUUUUUCAAAUUAAACUCAAUAAACAAACCCUUGAUCCAACGUCAAACAGUCUUUUCCAAAUCAAAUUCAAAAACACAAUAAAUGGCGAUUAGGAUCGUACGUCACGAGCCUUAAGCGAUAAAGAAGGGAUGAGACUGGAGCUUUCCUACACUCAUUCUGAAUGCUUCGAACACAAGACGUUUGGCUUGAUCGUUUGAGGUAUUCACCUUUAUCCAUAGUCUUUAGUGCAAUCCGAAAUCAAUAACACUUUCUCAAAACCUAAAAACAAUCCAACUCAUUCAAACCUUUUGUUUGAGCCUUAGGGCGACACAAUCAAAAACCCUUCUUCAAGGUAAUAAAAUCAACAAAACAAACACAAACAAUUUCAAAACCACGAACUACGGACGCUCUGAUUUCUCACUUCAACAAGUGGGCAUACGUAGGCACGAGGAUCCAUUCCUUGGCGAGCACACUAAUUUAAAAUCUACCUCCA
Molecule: messenger RNA, 2093 nt
Organism: Lathyrus oleraceus (garden pea)
Lineage: Eukaryota; Viridiplantae; Streptophyta; Magnoliopsida; Fabales; Fabaceae
Product: mitogen-activated protein kinase kinase 4
Exons: 1
Biological process (GO): protein phosphorylation
Cellular component (GO): cytoplasm
Molecular function (GO): protein serine/threonine kinase activity; ATP binding
Source: RefSeq, a predicted model, not a curated record